UGUUUCGUUAGUAUUAGCAGUAAUUUCGAACAUACCAGGUACAGUGGUAAGAAUUUUGUGGACGACAAUGUCGAAUAUCACAAGUGCAACAGGAUUAUUGGAAGCACGUAUUCAACCAAUACGUCGUCUUAAAACUAAGCGUGUAGAACUUUCAGGAAUUUCUAAACCAGCUCCUCUUAUACUUCGACCCUUUUCUGGUCUCUUUAAUCCAUACCCUUAUGGUUGUUCUGUACUGUGUAAUCAUCCAGCUGACUGCGAAGCCAAAGAAGUACUGCGACGAGCUAAAGAUUCAUGGGCCACCGAAGGCAAAGCUCUGCUGCUACCAGAAGAAAUGGACAUGAUUAGGGCAAGUGUAGCGGCAGCUACUGGCACUGCAGACAUGGCUGGACCGACCGAAAACAUGGAGGGAUUUAACGUGGACACAGCCGCCGUUCCAGAGGAAUUAUUUCGCAAAUACACCGAGACCGAUUCCAGACCACUGACACCUGCACCUACGCUUGCCAGUGGGCCUGCGUUGACCAACAGACCUCAAGAUGAUCUGCCAGCGACCUGCAAUCCUCAAGAACGAACCACUUUGAUCUUGGACCUCAGGGCAAACUCAAAGAAACAGAUGGAAAAUGAAACUUUUACUUGGCAUGCUUUGACUCUAGAACCACCGCCAACUUCUCGUAAAGCCAGAAUCGUUGCACCAAAAUCAUUCGUUCGACAUCGAUCACGUUCACCGAAGCCGUUGGCGGACGUGUCAUCUUCGAGUCCACGUGAAGAAAUAUAUGAGCCGAAUGUUUCAUUCAUCAAGAGUUCAAGUAGAGUCGUAGAAGAGGAAAAUACAGGAAGAACAAACAAGGAUCUCGGAAUCAUUCGCCGGAGAGGGAAACGCCUGCGUAAAGGGAAGAAUCGCAGCGGUUCAACUUACAGGCAACACACAGAAGUCCACGAUUUGUUGGAACCAACAGAAACUCAAAUAUCGCAUAUAGGGGAUGGUUCCAGAAGGACUUCAGUUCAUACAACGAAUGAGGACACAGAAAAUCCGUCAUUGACUCCCAAGAAGAUAACUACAACAGUACCUCCCGCGACGCCUGUCAGUUUCAUCGAUAUAGACAUUUUAAAACACUUACUCCGAGAGUUAGAUCGGGACAAAGUGGAAGCAGAAUUCUCACUUAAGAGGAGACUUGCGUUAGAGGAAGCUCUGCGAGCUAAGGGCGAAGGCUAUUCACGUACAAGAGGACAUCAAGCAUUCUCGAACUCUAAAGUAGCAAAUACACCAAGAGUAUUUUCCCGUCAAGUGGUUCGCUUCGAAAUCCUUGACGGAGGGAGUCUACGCAAUUUAACAGUUUCGGAUUACCUCGGCAAACACGUUUCCAUUUCAUCCGGAAGGAAAUUGAUCUUCGGUAGAGCUUUCAAUAAAUUUCAAGAGGAUGCGUUACGAACCACCAGAUACAUUUUACCCGAUGACAUUCGCGAAGCUCUUCAAGACGUUAUCGGAAAGCCGAUAACCGAUGAACAAGAGGCCUACUUGAAGUCUGUGAUCGGCGAGAUCAAUGAGUCCUUAAAUUUUAGAAGUUGGUGCGGCUUGUGCGGUGCGGUGGAACGAUUAUUGUGUCCCCUUCCACACAAAGACGUCGACCCAGCGUCAUGGUUGGAAAGAGUCGACUUCGAGGCUCUGGAACGGAGACUUAAUUCCGUUGAUGUGGAUCCUCAAUUAGCUAGAUUUUUAAAAGAAAUUCGGGACAAGUGAAACAAUUAACAGUAGAAGUACUGUAACAGUUAAAAUGACUGGUUUCGAUUUUUUUGUUUAGUAAUUAUUGAUAUUUUAAAGGCAUUAUCAUUCCAAAUGAUUUUGAAAAUAAAUAGUUUCACUUGAGUACUAUAAUGAAUGUCUGAAGGAACUGAAAAUAAUCUAUUAUUACAAUUUUUAUAGGGAUUACAUUAUUAAUUGUAUUAAAUGCUCGGUAGUUCUAGUGUUAAUGAAUAUGUCUUUAAGUGGUAAAACAAUUGACAAAAGCGGUCAAAUAACAUAGCUGUAUGACUUCAUAAAAUGUUUGCAAAUGUGUACCAAUGUUUGUGACAGAAUUUGUACUUAGAGUAUUCAUGUAACGAGUAUUCACUUGCGUUUGUUUUCAAUUCAGACUAUGUUUAGCACAAAAAGUUUUAUAAGUUAUUUUUUAGUAUAUCUUUGUAAAACAUAUACUUACCUAAUAUUGAGAAUUUCCGAAAAUAAGUUACUAAUAUGAUUCAAAACUAAUAGAAGUUCGUUUUCUGUGUAAUAGUUAUAAUAACUGAUUUUUUCAAUUAAUGAUCGUUAUCACUAUCACAAGAACUGUCAUUAUUUUCGUUUGAUUUUUGAUGAUAGUGUGUUGUAAUAUUUUAAAUGUUUAAAUUAAAGAAUCAAUCAGGUGACAAUAAGCAAAGUAAAAGAGAUCUAGCAUACUAGAAGACUUAUUGCUAAUAACAUUAAAAUUCUCCAUUGCUUUUACAUAUAUAAAUGAAGUUCCUUUAUUUAUUAUAUCUUAUUAUCGGAUGGCUCGUUUGGUAUAAAAGAAAAACAAAAUUAUGUCAGUAACAAUUUUUAUUGUCAGUAAUAAUUGCUAAAAUAGUUGUCAAAAACAGUUUGUCAUAUUCUAUGUCCGACAUUCUGUAUAGUGAUAACGAAUGAGUCGUAGAAAACAAUUUGAAAGAUAUUUUCCUUACACAUGUAUAAAAAAAGGUUAUACAUGCAGUGCAAUACUAUAAUAGUCGUCAUUCAAGAUUUCUAAAGAUAAACGAGUCUUCACUAUGGUUGCUGUACAACACUGUGUAAAAGAAGUAAAGGACAAUGAUUGCUUUUUUCAUAAUAAUAUCAA
This is a messenger RNA of Nomia melanderi (Alkali bee), 2840 nucleotides long. The record is from RefSeq and is a predicted model, not a curated record. NCBI's taxonomy places the organism in Eukaryota, Metazoa, Arthropoda, Insecta, Hymenoptera, Halictidae.